AGUCAUUAGGUGGAAACGACCUCAUUGACAUGAGAGGGUGUCCACCUAACGACUCUCGUUGUUCGGACGGUGGCCUCUUUGGCAGGCAUCCGAACGACUUUCCUUCUUUGCAUUCCAAAAGAAUGACACCAUCCGCGGGACUAUAAAGGACAUGGUUCGUGCUGCCCCACACCAGGAAUAGAAACGGCGGCAGGAACAUCGUCAGACAAAAUUAGACUAAAACAUUUAUACAUUUAUACAAGUGAAUUAUUUUAAGUAUAUAUGGACAGAAACACCACCUUCUGGACCGGGCGAGGCACUGCCGCCAUUGCCCCUGAUGAAACAUCGCCACCGGCUGAAGAAACAAUGCGAUUUAACGGACAAAAGAAAAGACGACAGUGGGCCUGCUAUUUAUUCUGAUUAUAUCAUGCAUCCGACCGGCGGACUCCACACAAAAGGAAGUGUUUACAGGUUCAGCCCCCUCCAUCACAACACUGCACAUGACUUAAGGAGGAUGUCAUAUGCAUUAAGAAAGCAGAGAGAGGAAGAGAGAGGGGGGGGAGGGAGAGAGAGAGAGAGACCAGGUUUUACUGGAGUCAACUUCGACCAGCCGCUCUUCUUCUUGUGUCAUUUAAAGAUGCGAAGUGGACAAUCACUUUGGAUACAAACGCUGCUACUAACUUCUUUACAACUAUGGGAAACACUUUGGGCUUCCACGUCUCCUCUCAAUCUGCCGGCACCUAAACUCCUGAUCCGUUCGUGGUCCAGGGACUCGGUGGUCCUGGUUUGCCGGGCCUCAGGAGGCCACCGCGGGGUUCUCUUCAGACUGUUCAGAUUCAGACAGGAGGUGGACUCAAUGGAGCUGUCCCCCACUGAGGAGGUCCUCUUCACCGUCCAACGCUCAGAGGCAACACAACCUGAACUAUUCUGCUGUAUGUAUAAGAACCAGCAAGGCCUCUACAGUGCUGUCAGUCCCUAUUUGCCCAUACAACAUCCAACAGAUGUUGCCCCCACUCUGGCUGUACCCACCCUGCCACCUCCAAUCUUAUCAGUGGAGCCCCCCAGCGGGAUGGUCGAACGUGGCGACACGUUGUACUUCCGCUGUUCUGUGCCGGCUCUUCGGUCCGCCUACAAACCGAGCGCCUUCAGUUUGCUGAGGGCAGCCUCGGGGGGGGAGUCCGUGAUCAGUCAGCAUCACGACACCCGGGUGUCAAACUUGGAAUACCAAGAGGGAGUGUUCAGCGUGGGGCCUUUGAGCCAGGGAGAGGGCGGCGAGUACGCCUGCUUCUACCACCUGACUAGUGGAGAGGACGUAGUCAAUUCGACUGUCAGCAACAAGAUUCAAAUCACGGUGAAAGGUUAUCUGCCUGUACCCACCCUGGUUCUCCAACACCACACUCAAGUGUGGCAUAUGCUGUGUACGGGCUCCCCUUCGUACCCCGGUGCAGUGUUCACACUGUACCUGCCGGACAGUCGACUUCCCGUUGCCAGUCACCAUGUACCGGUCACCAGCCAUGAGACCACCUUCCCGGUGCCAGUGCAGGACACGCUGUUGGCCUUGUACCAGUGCCAGUACAGCGUCCUCUUGGGAGGGAAAUGGACUAAUUCUGAACGCAGCCGCCCGCUGGCCGUUUCCAAAGGUCUUCCUCCUCCAUCAACACCAGAUGUGUCAGCUAUAGACUGGCCUCUUAUACUUGGCUCCUUUUCCGCUGUCGUGCUCUUCCUUUGCUCGCUUGGCCUACUGCUGGUGGUGGUGCACAAACGAGGUAUUUCCGCCAGUCCACCUCUUCGUACGUACAAAUAUGUCCCUCUGUGCAUUUGUACAGCCUCAAAUGUGCUCUCUUUUCCUGAAGUCAAAGCAGCAGCUGACAAAAAGAAGAAAAGGAUGGAGGCAAAAUUUUGGACUCACGUUCACACCAAGGACCAUGUUGUUGACCUAACACUCAGGUGUACCAGCGUUACCUCCCAGGAAUGGGCCAGCGGUGACAUGGGCGCAGACACCACCUCCAGAUCCCCAAUAUGGAACUCCCACUCCACAUUCACAAACCCCAUCCAUUAGAAAUGUCUCUCGUUCAAUCGCUCUCUCUCUCUUUAGUUCUUUUCUUUAUCUCUUUGUACAUUUGUACUUUAUGAUAGUGUUUCUGUGUAGCAUCAGUUGGCUUGAAACACAGCGGGACAGGAAAAGCAAUUUCCUUACUUCCUAGUUCAUGUGGAGAGACACGCUUGUAUAAUUAGACAGGAUGUGUUGUUUGUUUUAUUUACCUGCCACUGUGACUGAAUAAAAUCUGCCCCGUUUACCUGUGAUGAUGACAUUGUGGGAAGUGUUUAUUAUUCAUCAUUAAUUGUAAUACAGUUUUUCACAAGCGCUAAAAAAAAAUACAAAUAAAUCUUCAAACUUCAA
Phyllopteryx taeniolatus (common seadragon) is the source of this 2380-nucleotide messenger RNA. RefSeq lists its product as uncharacterized. Bases 317 to 2038 code for a protein of 573 amino acids. Lineage: Eukaryota; Metazoa; Chordata; Actinopteri; Syngnathiformes; Syngnathidae. The record is from RefSeq and is a predicted model, not a curated record. The transcript has 11 exons.